Messenger RNA from Nothobranchius furzeri (turquoise killifish), 4053 nucleotides. Its product is annotated as alpha-2Db adrenergic receptor. The record is from RefSeq and is a predicted model, not a curated record. Gene Ontology annotation, molecular function: alpha2-adrenergic receptor activity; epinephrine binding. Gene Ontology annotation, cellular component: plasma membrane. NCBI's taxonomy places the organism in Eukaryota, Metazoa, Chordata, Actinopteri, Cyprinodontiformes, Nothobranchiidae. Gene Ontology annotation, biological process: regulation of smooth muscle contraction; regulation of vasoconstriction; adenylate cyclase-activating adrenergic receptor signaling pathway.
UCCUUCCACCCAUCCAUCUUCUUAUCACUUUAGUCCUCUUCUCAUUGCUCUUUUCUCCAUCUCUAUCCCACCAUCAUUCCUCUCCCUUUCUCCUCAUCCUCCCACAUUUUUGCUUGUCCAACACUAUUCUUUUAUCUUCAUCCACAUUCUUCCUCUUCUUUUCCUUCCCAGCAUGUUUUCCCUUCGCUCUUGAAUCCCACUCAUCUUUCUCCUCACUCAAAAAUCUCAUCCUCUCUCCAGCUCCUCUUCACGGAUCUCUCACUCUUUCCUUUCAUCUCUUCUCCCAAUAGUCUCUCUCUCUCUCUCUCUCUCUCUCUCUCUCUCUCUCUCUCUCUCUCUCUCUCUCUCUCUCUCUCUCUCUCUCUCUCUCUCUCUCUCUCUCUCUUUCUCUCCUCCAACAGCAGAGCAUCACUGAACAGCGAAGGCAGCAGCAGCAGAGUCACUCAGCUCGGCAUCAACUCGCACCAAAGUGAGACCCUCAUUUCUUUUCCUCCCACCUUUUUUAAUUUUUGCAUCAUUCUUUUUUAAUCCCAUCUUCUUACUCAGGCUUUUUGGUCAUUUCUUCUCUACUUUUGAGCCUUCUUCCUGCUAAACUGAUCUCCCUCGGAGUGCAGCAGGAUGAGGGUACCAUGCAUCCCAAAUAGCAUUUCUGUCCUUGCUCCAACUAGAGCAUGUAGCCAUAUGUUUUCCAGUUUUUGUCUGUUUUUUGCAUCUCAUUGGGAAAAACUAGGCCAAUCUUGUGGCUUUUCCUCAGUGUGCCAACCGCUGAGCUCCAAUGUGCAUGGAUUUGAUAUUUCAAGAUGAACUGGAGGUUAAAUAUUCGAGGAUCACAACGUCAGCAUGGACUUCUCAGAUGAAUCCACUCCUGUUGCUGCCACAUUUUCAGCCACUUUCCAACCAAACUCUUCUGCGGAGAGUGUCAACCAGACGUCUUCGUCCCUAUCCAGACCCCCUUCUCUUCCUCCUCACUCUCAGGUGGCAUCUGUAUUUAUUGUGCUGGUGGUCUCUGUCAUCAUCCUGGGGACCGUGGUUGGGAAUGUGCUGGUUGUGGUGGCCGUGUUCACCAGCCGAGCCCUGAGGGCACCUCAAAACCUCUUCCUGGUGUCUUUGGCUUCAGCAGACAUCCUGGUGGCAACGCUGGUCAUCCCCUUCUCCUUGGCAAAUGAGGUUAUGGGGUACUGGUUCUUUGGUCCCACCUGGUGCUCCUUCUACCUGGCCCUGGAUGUCCUCUUUUGCACUUCUUCCAUUGUUCACCUCUGUGCCAUCAGCCUCGACCGCUACUGGUCCGUUACUAAAGCUAUCAGCUACAACUGCAAACGAACUCCAAAGCGAAUCAAGGUGAUGAUCAGCAUUGUGUGGCUCAUAUCCAUCAUUAUCUCAUCCCCCCCGCUCCUCAUGAUGCAGAAAAACAGUGAUUUUGAGGUAGAGGAUGGGCAUGAGAUGAACCGGCAGGAAUGUCUGAUCAACAACCAAACGUGGUACAUUCUCUCUUCCUGUAUGGUGUCCUUCUUUGCCCCGGGGGUCAUCAUGAUCCUUGUUUACUGUAAGAUCUACCGUGUGGCCAAGCAGCGAGCCACCACUGUGUUUGUGGCAAAGAACAUGAUGGAGCGGCAGCCAUCGCAGUCUGAGACCUGCUUUGUGGGCGCUGCACCAAGCAGCCAAAGAAAGACCAAUGCGCCAUACGAGCUGGACAGCCCUCGGCCUCCAACCCGGCGCAGAUGCUCCAACGUAGACAGCAACAGCAGCAGCAACAAAAGAGGAGAGCUUGAUGAUAUUGAUUUGGAGGACAGAAGCUGUGAUGCUGAUGUGAAAGCAUCCUUCUCUUCAUCCCUGCGAUUCCCCCGGAGAGUUUGUGGGAGGGUAAAAACGGAAGAGGUGAACGAUGCAGAGGUAACAGCCAACAAACUUAAACCCCCUCAUCCUCCACCUUCCUGCGCCUCCAUAUCUUGGGCAUCCUCUGACCAGUGCUCCCAGAACUUCCUCGUUCCUUCUCCACUGCCUCUGCGCAACAAGCAGAUGUCUAUGUCCAAAACCAAAGUGGCUCAAAUGAGAGAGAAGCGCUUCACCUUUGUUCUAGCAGUGGUGAUGGGAGUGUUUGUUCUCUGCUGGUUCCCUUUCUUCUUCACUUACAGCCUCCAAGCGAUCUGCAGGGAGAACUGCACCAUUCCAGAAACACUCUUUGACCUGUUUUUCUGGAUCGGAUACUGCAACAGCUGCCUGAACCCCAUCAUAUACACAGUUUUUAACCGUGAUUUCAGGAGGGCCUUCAAGAAGAUUCUGUUCCACACUCAUAAGGGGACGUAGGAGUGUGUGUGUGUGUGUGUGUGUGUGUGUGUGUGUGUGUGUGUGUGUGUGUGAGAAAGCGAGCGAGAGAGAGGGAGUGCACAGUUUAAAUCCUGUUUUCCACUGAGCUGUCAAACUGACAUUAAAGGGCUUGCCAUACAGCUGGAGUAUUGAUUUAUUAUUCAACUGCUUACUAAUUUAUUUAAUAAUCACUUUUUCUUUCCGAGCGUGAAAUGCUUAUAUGCCAGUUCCAUGAAGGCAGGUGCUUCAUCCAAGGAAGGCGCCUCUUCCUUGAUGCAAUCCGGGUUCAACGUUGCAUCCUGAAUUGUGUCUAAACUUGAAUGUUAAUUAGGUGAAAAUGGCUGCAGGGCAGCAAAGUUCCUCCCCCUGGACCUUCAAGAUGUCUGUAGCAAACAGCCCAACUGGCUCUGCAAUCCAUAUAUUGACACAAACCAACAAAGGCCACUGGGAGCCGAGUUAAAACAACUGUGCUUUGAAUAAAAACACAAAUAGUUUAAAACAAACUCCAGUGUCUGAGUGAAUAAAGUUCAAGCCUAAACUUCCAGCACUGACAUUUAGAUGAGCAUGCACUGUGAAAGUUACAAGUUUUUUUUUCAACAACAAUGUUCCGUUGACACGGCACGGCUUGAGGGCAAAAACAUUAAAAAUUCAUAUGCAGCUAACAGUUAAAUCCAGCUGCUGCUAACAGGGAAAAGAUGACAAAAGAUAAAGACUCGGAGAGGAGGGAACGAGAGAGCUUAACCAGACCUCAGCGUUGGAGUAACUACAAUCAAACCGGAGCUCAUCAGAGGUGGAUAAUUAUAAUCUGAAAUCAGGAUGAAACAGGCAGCUGUAUGAUUAAAAUCUAGCUAAAUGUUUCUGGAGAGCAAUAAAAAAAAUUAUGAAGUAGAUCUCUGUUUUCACCCAGACCAAUUUAAAUGGGACAAUCUAAGUCUGAUCACAUUUGUGUGCAUUCGUAAAAAGGUCUGGUUCACAGAGAAACUGCAUAUGUUCUUUUGUAAAUGUGACUGGCCACUUUCCGUUGCACAUAAGCAUGCCGAAGGUGAACAUUUUCUUCAGUCCCCAUUGCCUACAUUAGCAACAGCAAGGAAAAGGUAAGAUUGGGUCAGAAAAACCCUGUCUCAUCUAUGUCAUGGAGAACAUUUGUAUUUAUGGAAUUGCCCACCUUGACUACACAAGAAGGAUGUGUUUGUUUGUUUUUUACUUGGAGAGAGCAGAGCAAAUCUUAGCUAGCAGAAGCUAACCAUUUACAACUCCAAAACAGAAGAAGAACGAACAAAAGCAGCAACAGAGUAGCGUCAGAGGCAAGACAUUAGCACGUCAAAAUCCUGCCCCUCCACCCCACACCUCUCCUCUUAAGCCUGAUGCACCCAUAACUCUGGAACAGAGUACAUACGAGCUGUUUUUACAAAACAAUGCCAUCAUUUAGCUGCAACACUGUGGUAUCAUCAGGGAGUCUUAGGUCGUUUAUAAGUGGUCAGACCGCGACGGUAAUGUGGAGCAAUCGUGUAACCUAGUGAACUAGACCAAAUUUUUGCUUUGCAACGUUUGGUCUAGGAACUCUCCAUUGGAACCUCUGCAGCCCCUAGCAGCAUUCUGGCAGACCAACCACAGCUCUCUAGAGGGGUUUAAACACAUAGAGAGUUGUGAUUGGUUCAUAGUGGUGGGCCAAUCAUAGUGCUCUAUCUGCUUUGUGGGCCAAUCAGGGCCCUCUAUUCGUCUGGUGGAACAAGAUGGCGACAGCUUGUU